Molecule: messenger RNA, 5124 nt
Organism: Clarias gariepinus (North African catfish)
Lineage: Eukaryota; Metazoa; Chordata; Actinopteri; Siluriformes; Clariidae
Gene: anln
Product: anillin, actin binding protein
Exons: 25
Coding region: 124-3720 (1198 amino acids)
Biological process (GO): mitotic cytokinesis; septin ring organization; actomyosin contractile ring assembly
Cellular component (GO): actomyosin contractile ring
Source: RefSeq, a predicted model, not a curated record
UGAACAGCAGCAGUGUGUGUGCUCGUGCAGAAGGUGUAGAAAGAUCGGUUUGUUAGUUAUACCGAGAGGAAAGCGGGUGUAACAGCGGGAUUUAGCUGGAGAAUAGGAUUAAAUUACUCCGGAAUGGAUCCGUUUACUGAGAAACUGUUAGAGCGUACACGGGCUCGCAGAGAGAAUCUUCAGAAGAAGAUGGCGGAGAGACCCACAGCAGCUAACCGACAAAUGACCAAGAGGUCACGAGAGCCACUUACCGAGACAAACAGUGUCAUCAGUCAACCCCCAGCUGAAAAAGUACUUCCCUCCUCCAAACCCUCUCCCUCUAAGCGCCGCUGCUCAGAGGAGAAUGCUCAUUUCACUGGGGAAGAGAACAAGGAGCCUGUUGCUCAACAGGUCACAGCUUUAGAGCCAGCAAUGGACAAGAAGCCCCCCAUUGCACCAAGCAGCAUUUACUCAGCUACAGUGGAGAGACCGGGUGUUUAUUCCAGCUCAGGCACAGGGCCUGUGCACCCUCCUUCAGACAGUGAGAAAAUGGAGGCUCGUCCUUCACAGGCCAUUACAGGAUGCACAGAUAAGGCAAUAAAGCACUCUGCGAUGGAGGAAAGCAGCGAAGUUCUCAAAGACGCUUCUGCUCCCACUUCAGCUGCCAGCAAUAUGAGAUCUCGUUUGCAGAGACUGGCAGAACAGAGGCACUGCUGGGACUCAGAGGUUACAGGUAGCUUUGAGCCAGUCCCCAGCACUGCAGCCCUGUCCCCUAUUAAAUCCCAGAGGAUAGAGGUUGUUGCUAAUCCUACCCCAGCCAUCACAUCGGAAAAGCCUUUAGGCAGGAAGGGCAGACUGGCAAACCUUGCUGCGACAAUCGGUUCUUGGCAAGAUGAUCUUGGGCAUCCACCCACUUGCAGAAACAAUACACAAGGUCAACCUGGCACAGCAUGUGUUCCUCCUCCAGCACGUCUAAACACCAGUGUCAAGCCUACUGCGCAACAAGUUAAGACUGUCCAGCCAUUUGCUACUAAGCCUGUCAACAGCACUCAGCAGCCAUCAGUUUAUUCUCCAGUCAAAUCAUCCAGAGUGAUUCCUCCAAGCCCACAAAAGACCGAGGUGCCUGAGCCAAAACUGGCUAAAGUACACCUCUCCCCUGCAUCUAGCCCCCUAAAGAGCUUUUCUAGUCAGCACUCCACUCCACUCAAGUCUGGAAGAGUCCCAUCUUCCCCUCAAAAUACCCAGUCUUCUGAAACCCCUCUGAAGACUCAAGUGCCAUGCAAAGAACUAGGACCAGAAAAAGUUAUUAUUGCAAGUCCGGCAAAAACGAGCAUCAAUACCAAUCCUACCUCCAGUGUAGUGCCCGCUCAGACUAUGGAGCGACUGACAAAGGAUGCAACACCUAUACAGAAAAGUGGCCCAGUUGGACCUACUGGGGGUGUUAAGUCAUUUUUAGAGCGUUUUGGGGAAAGGUGUCAAGAACGUAAUCAGGGUUCUCCUGUUAACGGUGUGGCUCUGGCUCGUACACCUGCUGCUACACCUUCAUCUGCUCACAAAUCGAGACUGCUUCAGGAGAGGCUUGCUGUCACACAGGGAGCUUCCAGCACUGCCCUCCUCACUCAGAAGCAGAAAAUGGAGCGUGAUGCAGAACUGGCACAGGUUCGCAGUCGAUUUCAGAACGGCAAAAUGUCAAAAAGCAAAGAAGAUUUCGAAGAGGACACGAAUAACUCAGAAUCUAAGCAGGUGGAAGAGCCUGAUGAUAAAAGGUCUGUCCUAGUACAAAAUGUUGAGCCGCCUGCACCAGGCUUGGAUGUUUUAGAAACAAAAUUCAGUGAGAAAGUGCUUCAUCUGAUGAGAUUAUUUCCUUUCUCAGAAACAUCAAAUACAAAACCGUCCCUGUCAAGCCCAAUGAAAAAGGUUGAGGUUGCUAUAGAAAAAGCAGAAACAGUCAAGGAAAGAGAAAAAGAGACAGAGGAGGAGACACACGAGAUCGAGAUGAAUGUUGAUGGCUCUGUUAACUCCGAAGUCAUUAACCAACUUUUUGAAGAUGUUUUGGAGGAAAGUGAUGAGCAUGAUGCUGAAGAAGAUGAGGAGGAAGAUGCUCUAAACAUCUCCUCCAUGUCUCUUCUCACCCCACUGGCAGAGACUGUGGCUGCAGUGGUCAAGAGCCCCGAGAGGAAAAUUAUGCAGACAUCAACCCCAUCUAGCUCGUUUAUUGAGAAGCAAGGGACUCCUGAGGUGGUGUCCAGGCCCACAAAAUACCAAAGAACACGAAUGCUUCGUGCUGGCUCCUCUGACAGCAUUGACGUCUUAGAAGAAGAACACAAACUACCCUACAGCAUUGAUGCAUACAGAUCAACCAGAGUCAAAGAGACUGAAAGACCUGAGGUUAAACAGGUGAUUGUGAGGAAGGAAGAUGUGUCGCAAAGAAUGGAAGAGCCCCGACAUACCAGUCACGUUAACAUUAAACAAAAGAUGCAGGUUUUGACCAAUGAGAUGAACAUGCAGCAGACGGUGAUCCAUCAAGCCAGUCAGGCACUGAACUGCUGCACAGAUGAGGACCAUGGAAAGGGCUCUCAGGUGGAGGCUGAAGCUGAAAGGCUGCUGCUUAUAGCCACCGAGAGGAGGGUGGCUCUGAAGGCUGAGCUUGAUCGGUUGAAAGUAGAGGGACCAGCAGUUCAGAAAAAAAGCUCUUCCAAAACCCAAGAUGACAUGGGUGUGCCUGCCUCCAAGGGCUCCAUCACACUGCAGGAGCUUCGAUUACCUCUUAAAGCUGACUUUGUCUGUUCUACUGCUAAUAGGCCUGAAAGUGGAAGCCAUUACUUCUUCGUGAUGAUCCGUGCUGGAGCUGAAAACACAGUUGCUACUCCUCUGGCCAGCACCAACAAUGCGCUCAGUGGGGAUGCUUUGACCUUUUCCACCAAGUUCACUCUGCCCGAUGUGUCCAGUGACUUUGAGAUUGAUAUUGAGGUCUACUAUCUUGUUUUUAAACGUGAGCUGUUAGUUGAUAAAAGAAAAAAGCCCUCCAAAUCCAAGGCAAUCACACCUAAGAGGUUUCUUGCUAUCACUAAAAGCAAUCUCCAAACACCUGUUGUAGCAAGUCCUGGGGGACCGAAUGCCGUGCGCUCCAGUAACUUUGCUCUUGUUGGAUCACACAAGUUAUCCUUGGCUGCAAUUGGAAAAAAUAAAUUCCCUCUGGAGAAGAUCAAAUAUGAGGGAUGUGAGAGCAGGUUUCUCAGUGACAUGUUUCAGAAUAAGGUGCCUUUUCUUUGUCCUCUGGAAGGUCAUAUUCACCUCAGGAUCCAGUGUGAGGUCAACUCGCAUGUGCAGGAAAGAGGCUUUUUGACCAUGUUUGAAGAUGUGAGUGGCUUUGGAGCCUGGCAUAGGAGGUGGUGUGUCCUUUCCGGAUAUUGCAUCUCCUAUUGGACUUAUCCUGAUGAUGAAAAACGCAAGAAUCCUAUCGGUCGUAUCAACUUGGCAAGUUGUACAAGUCGUAAAGUGGAGCCUGCUAACCGCGAGUUUUGUGCCCGGCCCAACACCUUUGAGCUGAUUACAGUCAGACCACAAAGGGAUGACGACAAAGAAACUUUGGUCAGCCAGUGCAAGAACACCAUGUGUGUCACAAAGAAUUGGCUCAGUGCCGACACUAAAGACGAGAGAAACCUGUGGAUGCGGAAGCUUAAUCAAAUCCUCGUGGACCUGCGCAUGUGGCAGCCAGACUCAUGUUACAGGCCAGUGUGACCGAGGCAACGAUCAUGGGUCCUACUCCUACAAAAAAUAUUAAACUGUUUGCUAAGAAGUGCAAUACAAUGUCAAAGUUACUAAACGUUUACAGUGGAAUAUAAAGUUAAGGUAUUGUAUAUUUGAUCAAAGUCAUGGGAGAUUAAGAUAUAAGAGAGUAAUAUUUCGGUAUUUCAUAAAAGAGAAAAUCCACCUCAAACCACGUGCUGAUAUUUAUAACAACUAAUUUGUGACUACAGCAUAACGUCAUAAACUUGGAGUGUAUUAAAUUAUUAAUCACAAAUGACUUAUCAGUAUCAGUAAUUACUUAACAAUAUCAAAGGAAAGCCAUGUGUUGUUUCAGGGUAAUGAAUUCAGUGUUACAUUAUAUAGUUUUUCAAUAAGGAUGAUUUAGUUUGAUUGGCAGAGAUACUGCAGUUUUAAAUUCCCGCUUCAGUCUUUAUAUUUAAACCAGCCUAAUUCACAAUAUAUGUGCUGUAAUAAAAUAUAACCUCGGUAACUGCUUCAGUUAUAGUGGAAUAAUGUGUACACAAUAGCUUAAACCACACUAAAGUGUUUCUCUAUAUUCUUUUCAGCAGUUCUUCAUAUAAUCAUACGACACAGAGCAGUGGUUUUUUAAUAUUAACCCUGCACACAAUAUGGUGCGAAUUAAAGCUCUUGGAUUUUUAUUAAUACAAUUUCAUGCUUAUAUUGUUUUUAUAUAUUAGUAUGAUGUGACUAUAGCUUAGUAUCAGUGUAAAUAUUGCAAGCAUGCCAUUUUGAAAUAAUCAGGAGGGUUGCUUGGUUUGCUUUUAUUCAGGGAAAUUUUUAUUAUAGUUUUAGAUGUAUUGUUUGUGGGUUCAGCAAUGUUAAAAGUAUUUUAUAAACAUUUCAUUUAUGAACAGUUUAAUUCAGCAUCAACAACUCUGAUGGUGGAUUUUAGAAUUUUUUUCCCUCUUCUUUUUUUUAUUUUUUAUGUUAUUUGUUUCAUCAGUUAACUGUAAGAGGGUAUAUAAUGCAGAGUGCCAAGACUGUAUUCUGAGCUGUUGAAACUACUACUAAAGUGCACACAUAUUGUCAAUAGCUGCUUAAACUGUUUUGCUCUUGCAGUAGAUCUAAUAAGAUAAAAGAUCUACAUGACACAAGUUUCACUUUGAGUGUAUGUAAACUGUUUGAAAAAGUAGUUUUUGUUAUUGACACAAAUAACACGAUGGCUUUUUUUUCCCUUUAUACUAGCAAUUUAUUCUAUUAAUUUGGCUUAAAUGCACAUAGAUGCGUACUUAAAACCUUUAAUAUAAUGUGGCUUGCUAUGGCUAGUGUCAAGUUUUUUAAGGCACUUGAGGAUGCUUCUAGGUUUUCCUGGCCUGUUUUAAACACUCCAUAUGUAAUGCUGACACUCAAAUAAAAGCCAACAGCUUUAAUCAA